UGAAUGAAGUAGGGAAAGUAUUUCUUGCCACCAACAGUGAUUAUAAAUACACAGAUAAAAUUAUGACUUACCUGUUUGAUUUUCCACAUGGCCCCAAGCCUGGGAGCUCCCAUCGACCAUGGCAGUCCUACUUUGACCUGAUCUUGGUAGAUGCACGAAAGCCACUCUUUUUUGGAGAAGGCACAGUAUUACGUCAAGUGGAUACUAAAACUGGCAAGCUGAAAAUUGGUACCUACACAGGUCCCCUCCAGCAUGGUAUUGUCUACUCAGGAGGUUCAUCUGAUACCAUCUGUGAUCUGUUGGGAGCCAAGGGCAAAGACAUUUUGUAUAUUGGAGAUCACAUUUUUGGAGACAUUUUAAAAUCAAAGAAACGGCAAGGAUGGCGAACUUUCUUAGUGAUUCCUGAGCUUGCACAGGAGCUGCAUGUCUGGACUGACAAGAGUUCACUUUUUGAAGAACUUCAGAGCUUGGAUAUUUUCUUGGCUGAACUCUACAAGCACCUUGACAGCAGUAGCAAUGAGCGCCCAGACAUUAGCUCCAUUCAGAGACGAAUUAAGAAAGUAACUCAUGAUAUGGACAUGUGCUAUGGGAUGAUGGGAAGCCUCUUUCGCAGUGGCUCCCGGCAGACACUCUUUGCCAGCCAAGUGAUGCGUUAUGCUGAUCUCUAUGCAGCAUCUUUCAUCAACCUGCUAUAUUACCCAUUCAGCUACCUCUUCAGGGCUGCCCAUGUCCUGAUGCCUCAUGAAUCAACGGUGGAGCACACACAUGUAGAUAUCAAUGAGAUGGAGUCCCCUCUUGCCACCCGAAACCGCACAUCAGUGGAUUUCAAAGACACUGACUAUAAGCGGCACCAGUUGACAAGGUCAAUUAGUGAGAUUAAACCCCCCAACCUCUUCCCGCUGGCUCCCCAGGAAAUUACACACUGCCAUGAUGAGGAUGAUGAUGAAGAGGAGGAGGAGGAAGAAUAAGGAGGAAAACCAAAACCUUGGAUGCCCCUUAAACAAGUUCUGGCAGGACUCACAGGAGCAAAGAAUGUCCUUGUUUGGGUUCUACUGGAGAGGGGUUGGGGGGCUCCAUCAAAGGUAUGUCCAGAAAGUUUCUGAAGACUUAAAAAUAUUCUAAUCAUAGGGUGAUACUUGUUUUAGUUUUGUGUAUCUGUAUUCUUUGCAGAUGGUUUGAAAUUGUAAUGGAGUCUGUAUUGAAAGAAAGGGUAAAGUCAGGCUGAACUGCAUGCAGAUGGCUCCAUUGUGGCUUGUGACAGUUUUUCUUGUCUUUUUUUCAUCACAAUAUGUCAUAGUGUAUCUGGAUACACUAAGGGUGGUGAAGGGUUUCAGAGUGGAACAAGGAGAACAGUAGGAAGAGGUGAUACAAAAAUGUUGCUACAAAUUGUGCUGUUACUCCAAAAUCCAACUUUACACAGUAUUGUAUGUCAGUUGGAGAAAUAUAUUGUUUUCAUCAUCAAGUGUAGUUUUCUGUCGAGGUCAAGUUUCCUUUCAUAAGCCUUUGAGUAUCUUCACUGACCCUGGCAAGGCUGCCGCUCUGACAUUGCCUUUGCAGAAAUGUUCUGCUUUGGGGUUGGUCUGGAAGGGACUGCAGGGAAUGUAUUUUGAGGUGAAAGUCCUUAUCCUUUCUACAUUUUUUAAGUUAAUAGCACAAAUGCACCCUUUUUCUAAUCUGCGAUACAUCUAUAAAGGAAUUUAGCUGAAAGAGGACAAAGGAGCAAGCCCCCAGAAGGGGAAAAAAAAAAAAAAACAGCCUUCUCC
Molecule: messenger RNA, 1763 nt
Organism: Castor canadensis (American beaver)
Lineage: Eukaryota; Metazoa; Chordata; Mammalia; Rodentia; Castoridae
Source: RefSeq, a predicted model, not a curated record